Messenger RNA from Staurois parvus, 1041 nucleotides. The record is from the annotation of a GenBank genome assembly. Lineage: Eukaryota; Metazoa; Chordata; Amphibia; Anura; Ranidae.
UUUCCUUGGUUUGGCUUGGAUAUUGGUGGGACGCUGGUCAAACUUGUCUAUUUUGAACCCAGAGACAUCACGGCUGAAGAAGAACAGGAGGAAGUGGAAAGCCUGAAGAGCAUCCGAAAAUACCUGACAUCCAAUGUGGCCUAUGGACAGACCGGUAUUCGAGAUGUCCACUUAGAGCUAAAGGAUCUGACCAUGUGUGGCAGAAAGGGAAGCCUCCACUUCAUCCGAUUUCCCACUCAUGAUAUGUCCGUCUUCAUUCAGAUGGCACGGGACAAGCAGUUCUCCAGUUUACACACCUCAUUGUGCGCCACUGGUGGCGGAGCAUACAAGUUUGAAGAGGAAUUCCUUACUGUUGGAGGACUAGAACUUUGCAAGCUUGAUGAACUGGACUGCCUUACUAAAGGAGUACUCUUCAUUGACUCUGUUGGCUUUAAUGGUCAGUCCCAGUGUUUUUACCUGGAAAAUCCAAAAGAUCCAGAGCGGUGUGAAAAGAUUCCUUAUGCCCUGGAGAACCCCUACCCUCUCCUGCUAGUAAAUAUUGGUUCAGGGGUCAGUAUCCUGGCUGUAUAUUCCAAAGACAACUAUAAACGGGUUACCGGCACCAGUCUCGGAGGAGGGACAUUUUUCGGAUUGUGCUGCCUCCUCACUGGCUGCUCCACUUUUGAAGAGGCUCUGGAAAUGGCAGCUCUUGGAGAGAGCACCAAAGUAGAUAAGCUUGUUCGCGACAUUUACGGUGGGGAUUACGAUCGCUUUGGAUUGCCAGGCUAUGCGGUUGCCUCCAGCUUUGGGAACAUGAUGAGCAAAGAGAAGAGGGAUUUGGUGAGCAAGGAAGACUUGGCCAGAGCCACCCUCAUUACUAUCACCAAUAAUAUUGGUUCCAUAGCACGCAUGUGUGCACUAAACGAGAAUAUCAGCCAAGUGGUGUUUGUGGGUAACUUCUUGCGGAUUAAUACCAUUUCUAUGAAGCUCCUGGCCUAUGCUCUGGAUUACUGGUCUAAAGGACAGCUCAAGGCCCUCUUCAUGGAGCAUGAGGUGAGAUGA